Gongylonema pulchrum is the source of this 198-nucleotide messenger RNA. The record is from the annotation of a GenBank genome assembly. Lineage: Eukaryota; Metazoa; Nematoda; Chromadorea; Rhabditida; Gongylonematidae.
UUGCAGAUUGCGUCGAAACAUAAUCUAAGGCUCGGCCCUCACAAUAUUGAAACGGUGCUCAAUCAAAAGCAGCGAUACCUCAGGGACGAAAGUGGCCCCGGCGGUGGGUCACUCAGCAGUGAAUGGACAUCAUCGCCUAGAAAGGUUGUGUUCACAACGAAACCCACACCAGAAGUGCACAUUAAUUCCGCGCGUUGA